Molecule: messenger RNA, 2236 nt
Organism: Dalotia coriaria
Lineage: Eukaryota; Metazoa; Arthropoda; Insecta; Coleoptera; Staphylinidae
Gene: scaf6
Product: calcium homeostasis endoplasmic reticulum protein
Biological process (GO): RNA processing; intracellular calcium ion homeostasis
Cellular component (GO): perinuclear region of cytoplasm
Molecular function (GO): RNA binding
Source: RefSeq, a predicted model, not a curated record
CUUUAACAUCAAGCGGCGAUUGUGCAGCUAGUUUUUAUUUAAAUUUAUUAAUAAAACGAUGGUAAAUCCACCGCCGGGAUGAUGGACCUACCGCCAGCGCCGCAAGCUAGAAAUGGCCCCGAGUUCGAGCAGAUGACCAAGAACAAGCAGAAGGGCAACGCCAAGUUUCAGUUCCUCUACGGCGGCGAAUACUACAAUUAUUACCAGUAUAAAGUACAAGCCGAGCAAGUUGUACUCAAACAGCAAGGCGCAUGGACACAACCACCAAACACCAAUCCACCACCACCACCCCCACUAACCACCAUAAUUACACCCAGUAUAGACAUCAUACAACUCCGCACACAAAUUGAGAGCCUCCAGGAGCAAAUAAAGCAAAGCGAGCAGAAUUUACAAGCACAACAUGCUGUUUUAAUGCAACAACAGCAAGCGCAAGUUGAUGUGGUGCUCUCGGAGUGUGAAAUCAAAGGCAAUCAACAGGAUGCAGACGAGUUACAGAUCACACUCACUGAAUUAAAUGGUCUACUGGCUCCUAUCAUUGAUAAUUGUACAAAAGACAGCAUACAAACGGGAAAAUCUUGGAUUUUACAGCAUGCAACUGAUAAAGAAAAGGCUUUAUGCAUUGCAAGAAGCCUGUUAUUGAAGGUAAUACAAGGUACGCCUACUUUCACGCAUCGUUUACACAUAAUUUACCUUGUAAAUGAUGUUUUACACCAUUGCGCACGUAAAAACGCCGCAGAUUUGAAAGACGCGCUUGAAUCCGUCGUUGUUCCGAUGUUCUGCAGCGCCAGUAGCUCAGCAACGGACGAACAACGAACUAAACUCGAUAAACUCCUCCAACUUUGGGAAUCCAAAGCGAAUUAUCUCGAUCCACUCACGGUGGAAGCCAUGCGUAAUCCUGCGGAGAGUUUACAGCAAUUCAAAGCUGAACAAUAAAAAUUCAGCGGGGAAAUUGCGCUGUUGUCGCAAAACACACAGAAUACUUUUGAAGGUUAUCGCGCGCAGCAUCAAGCGUUUGUUUUGCAUGCAAGUCAACAGAUUCAGGAAUUAGAAGCGAGGAUUACAGCUGAAGAGACUUUACCACCGCCGAUAAAUCCGUCAGUUCCUCCUCCGCAGUUCACACAACCUCCGCCAGGGUUUUUCGCUCCUCCACCGAUAUUUCCGGACUUUUCACGUCCUCCGCCUGGUUUUAUCCCGCCUCCAGCGGAGAUACUCCAAGAGGAGUUGAUGCCGACUGUUCCUUACUAUGAAUUACCCGCUGGGUUGAUGGUUCCGUUGAUUAAACUCGACGAUACGAAGUUUAAGCCGCUGGAUGCUAAAAUGAUACGUUUACCGCCGCCAGCGCCACCUAGCGAUCGAUUAUUAGCUGCUGUGGAUGCUUUCUAUGCUUUACCAUCACAUGACAGGCCUAGGGAUGCAGAAGGAUGGGAAAAAUUGGGUUUAUAUGAGUAUUACAAAGCGAAAAACCUCGCAAAGAAAGAAAAAGAGGAACAAAUCGCGAAUGGGUUGAGAGAAGAGUCCAGAUCACCCAGUCCUGUUCAGAUAAUCCAUGAAAAAAGUCCUUCUCCGCCUCGGAGACGAUAUACCAGUAAAAGUCCAUCGCCUGCGGUCAAAAGAAGUCGCAGUCAUUCAAGGUCACGGUCAAGGACACCGCCGAGGAAGCCACAUCGUGACAGAGAACGUGAUCGCGAACGGUCUAGAGAUAAAGAUAGAUCCAGAGAUAGAGAUAGGGAUCGUGAAAGGAGGUCCAGGAGAAAACGGACGAGGUCUUGUUCAAGGUCAAAGUCAAGGUCACCUUCGCCAACGCUUUUUAGACCGUCGAAUACAAUGGCGCCGAUUAAUCUCAACGCGGCGGAGAGUUUAGACUCGUCGAAUAAAGGACAUCAGAUGAUGAAGAGGAUGGGUUGGGGUGGCAGUGGUUUGGGUGUUAAUGAGCAAGGAAUUGACGCGCCCAUCAGUGGUGGAGAUGUGAGAGACAGGCAGGAUCAGUUCAAAGGAGUCGGGUGUAAUUUGAAUGAUCCGUAUGAGAAUUUCCGCAAGAAUAAAGGCGCUGCUUUUAUUACGAGGAUGAAAGCGAGGGCUGAAGAAAGGGCGCAAGAGAAGCAAGCGCCAACGGAUUAUUAAUAGUUUGGAUGGAUUGAUGUGCUUUUUAGAUUGGACUUUAAUAGUGUAUACUUUCAUUAUAAAAUAAAUAAUUACAUUUAUUUAAUUGUACGUAUUCAAUAAAUUUUCAAAGAUU